Adineta steineri is the source of this 537-nucleotide messenger RNA. The record is from the annotation of a GenBank genome assembly. Lineage: Eukaryota; Metazoa; Rotifera; Eurotatoria; Adinetida; Adinetidae.
AUGGCAAUACAUCGUCAAAAAAAGAAAUUUGUACUACCAACAAAAGAAGAAAGAGCUCAAGCGCUUGGUGAAAUAGAUAAUUCAGAUAAAGACAUUCGACGUGCUCUGACAAUCGCCAUUGAUGAAUGUUUUCCAUCAAUUCCAAUACUAAACGAAGACGAGUGUUUAAGUGAACAUUAUGACGCCGGACAAACACGUAUUAAUCAAUAUACAAAACAAUCACAAUAUUUCGUAUCGAAUAUAAUGAAUCAAUUGAAAAAAAUGCAACGAAAACGACAUAAACGUGAGGAAUUAUUUUCUACCGGUGUAACUGUGGUUGAUAUUUAUCCAAAUCCACAAUGGAAUUUUGUUUAUGGUAAAGCAUCAAUCAAUGAAGGAAUUGCAAUUUAUUCAAUUGCACGAUUCGAUCCAUUAUUUCCUCAUACAUCAAUAGAAUCAUAUUCAAAUGAAGAACAAGUACUGAUUCUUAGACGAGCUGUUAGUACUUAUGUCCAUGAAGUAAUGCAUCUAUUAUUUAUGUUUAAUGAAUGGAACUAA